AUGAGAUUCGAACAAGACACGGCGUGCAGGGGUACCCACUGCGCCAGCACUCCGCAACCCUCCGCGCUGCAGCAGCGAUCACGGCCCGAGGAGGUGGUGGUGGAGGAGGAGGAGGACUCCUCCGCGAAGGACGUCGUCGACGGUCAACGACGUAGACGCAGAGAAUUGGAGGCUAACGUGGUCGAGGGUGCGAAUACGGGGCCGCGGGCCGAGGCGGGGGGGCCUGGGAUGGCGUACCCCGCGCCAGCGACGGCUCUGAAUCAGCACUCGCCCUUCGCCAGCUCGAUCGCCGGCACGCCACCCGCUAACAAUCCCAACGGCCACAUAGGUGCCGGCGCACACCUGCCGGCGCCGGCGGCACCGCGACCGACGGACUUCAGCGUCUCCUCGCUGCUGACCGCGGCCAGCACCCAUCCGCCGAUUUUGGGCGGCUCGUCGUCCCAGGGUAGCGCCUCGCCGCCGCCCGGCGGACCCGGUAGUCCGGCCGCUGCGCCGGAAACCCCGCCACCCUUGCCUACGAGCCAGCGUGAAUUGUCGCACCCGUCCUCGGCGGUGGCGGCCGCCAACUACUUCAGCGCUGCCGCCCUGGCGGCGGCCAGUUUCUACAAUCCGGCGGCUCACCUGCCGCCGACCAGCUCGCCGGGGCCAACCGCGGCGCAUCAUCUUCAGAGCAAGGGGAUACUCAGCGGCGCGCAUCAUCAUCCGCAUCUCAACCCGCACGGUAUCACGCCGCCAGGCCUAGGUUUGGGACCGCACACGCCGGAAGAGGCCGCCGUCCUGGCGGCCGCCGCGGCGGCGUUACAUCACCACCAUCAGGGCCCCGGCGGUCCUGCGAUGAGGCCUCUGAGGCCGCCGCUGCCACCGGGGAUGCUUCACACGUCGCCACAUCCUUUGGCGACGCACCACCCCCUCGCGGCGCCGCACCAUCCCCUCGUGCCGCCUCAUCAUCCGGAGGAGGACGGCGUCGUCGACGACCCGAAGGUCACGCUCGAGGGCAAGGAGCUCUGGGAGAAAUUCCACAAGCUCGGCACGGAAAUGGUCAUCACGAAGAGCGGCCGGCAGAUGUUUCCUCAGAUGAAGUUCCGAGUUUCCGGUCUGGACGCCAAGGCCAAGUACAUCCUUCUGCUGGACAUCGUGGCCGCCGACGACUACAGAUACAAGUUCCACAACAGUAGGUGGAUGGUAGCGGGUAAAGCGGAUCCGGAAAUGCCGAAGAGGAUGUACAUACAUCCGGACUCGCCGAGUAGCGGCGAGCAGUGGAUGCAGAAGGUCGUGAGCUUCCACAAACUCAAGCUCACCAACAACAUCAGCGACAAGCACGGCUUUGUAAGUACUACGAUACUGAACUCGAUGCAUAAGUAUCAGCCGAGGUUUCACCUCGUGCGAGCCAACGACAUCCUGAAGCUUCCGUACUCGACGUUCAGGAGUUACGUUUUCAAAGAGACGGAAUUCAUCGCCGUGACGGCCUAUCAGAAUGAAAAGAUCACCCAACUGAAGAUCGAUAACAACCCCUUCGCGAAAGGAUUUCGGGACACUGGCGCGGGGAAGCGCGAGAAAAAAAGGCAGGCGCUAUUGACAGUAUCGGGCGGCGGUUCCCGUUUGACGACGGGGGGACCACCAUCGCCGGACAAGCGGCGCUCCUCCAACUCCGCCACCGACCUCAUGGACGACGAGGACAAGCUGCUGGACGUGGUGGGGCCCGAUACGCCGCACCCGGCCCACCAUCACCGGGAACGGGAACACUCCCGCGAGAGGGACGACCGCGCGAGCGAGCGAGGCGAAGGUAGCGAGUCGUCCGGGUCCGAGAGCGGCGGAGCGGGUCCUACGGGGUCGGAGGGCCCGCGACCGGACGUUUCGGUCGGUCCUCCGCUUCACCCGCCCCUCUUGCCGUAUCUCUACCCGCCGGUACCCGGACUCUAUCCUGGUCCCGGCCAUUUGAUACCACCCAGCCCUCUGGGACUCCACGGAGGAGUGACACCCGGGAUGUUGUUCAACGCCCAACUGGCCUUGGCCGCUUCCCAGCACCCCGCGCUCUUCGCACACUACCCCCAUCCCUUGGCCAGUCCGUUGCACCAGCUGAAGGGCCACCGAUUCGCACCGUACACGCUACCGGCACCGUCGCACGGUUCCGCGUUCGAGACCGUGACACCCGGCAGCAGAACCCUGAGCCCGAGGUCACCGCCGCCGAGGCCGCCGACCGGCUCGCCGACGCCGACCGGUGGCGGCACACUCACGUCGACCACUUCCAGCAGCUCCGCCGGUGAGCUCAAGUCCAUCGAGAACAUGGUGAACGGGCUGCAGGAGAAGAGAAGAAGAAGUCCUAGUCUGACGCCCGGGCACAGGGGCGACGACGCUGGCGGAGGGAGUCCGUGACAGGAGAACGAGCCUGUGAGCAGCACGAAGGACGACGACCCCGAGGACGAGGAUCGCGACGAGUCCGGUGACCCGGAGGACCUCCUCUCCGCCGACGAGAGGGAGCCGGACUCCACGUCGGAGCCGUCGUAGCGGAAGGAACGUCGGCUGGUCGGUACUCGAUUCUGCAUGCCUCCUCGUCCGCGGACCGCUCUCGUCGUCCUCCUCCUCCUCGGCUCGCUACGGUUUUGCCCCCUCACCCCCCACCCCCCGCCCGGGAUUCUCGCUGGACGUGUCGGAGCGGGAGCGGGGAAAAGGCCGGACUCUUAUACUACAAAGUGCAAUUUUAUUUCCGGAGUGGCGCCGCGCUCGAGGUGUGCUCGCGAGUGUUGGCGGCGGCGGCGCCCUUCGUGCUUUCGGGAUGGAAGGGAAGUCCCACUUCGCGUGUUUCCUGUAUCUGUAAAUAGACGACCCCGGCGAUUCGCGAGAGCACGAUCGCGCGUUAGGAAUGUGCGUCUCUGUUGAAGGACAGCCUGGAGAAAGAGAGAAAGAAAGAGUGAAAGAGGGAGAGAGAGAGAGAGAGAGAAAGGGAGGAAAGCCGGACGGAGAAGCAAGAGGUGCGUUGGACUCGACGCGGACGCUGCGCUGAUUACGUUACUGUAAAUUAAACGAGACGCAAGGGUGAGUGCGGCAGAAAGGUAGCGAGAGGAAAGACGAAUGAGUGAAAGUGAGAGAGAGAGAGAGAGAGAGAGUGUGUGUGUAAAGAAAGAGGAGGAGAGAUUGAGAAAGAGAGAAUGAGAGGGAGAGAGUGAGAGAGUCUGCUAGCGCGUAUCCGUGUCCCGUAUGAGUCUACGUCUACCUGUGAAUGUUAGGUCUUAAGACAGGAGAACAGAGAACGAUAUUGCAAUAUAAGAGCACCUCCUACUAUUUGCAGCCCCAUGUAUAUA
Molecule: messenger RNA, 3299 nt
Organism: Dinoponera quadriceps
Lineage: Eukaryota; Metazoa; Arthropoda; Insecta; Hymenoptera; Formicidae
Gene: bi
Product: optomotor-blind protein
Exons: 7
Coding region: 1-2373 (790 amino acids)
Biological process (GO): positive regulation of DNA-templated transcription; cell fate specification; regulation of transcription by RNA polymerase II
Cellular component (GO): nucleus
Molecular function (GO): DNA-binding transcription factor activity, RNA polymerase II-specific; RNA polymerase II cis-regulatory region sequence-specific DNA binding
Source: RefSeq, a predicted model, not a curated record